Wasmannia auropunctata (little fire ant) is the source of this 2811-nucleotide messenger RNA. RefSeq names its product DDB1- and CUL4-associated factor 8. The transcript is spliced from 11 exons. Gene Ontology annotation, molecular function: protein binding. Gene Ontology annotation, cellular component: Cul4-RING E3 ubiquitin ligase complex; cytoplasm. NCBI's taxonomy places the organism in Eukaryota, Metazoa, Arthropoda, Insecta, Hymenoptera, Formicidae. The record is from RefSeq and is a predicted model, not a curated record. Bases 415 to 2739 code for a protein of 774 amino acids.
GUUGAUGGAUUAUUAAUUAUAACCUUUGCCUUGAUAAAGUUUAUUUAAAUAUUUUAAAGUAAUGUAUAAAGUGUGGAUAGAUUUGAAACUGGUUUAAUAUUAUUAUGAGACAAACAGUACUGUUAUACAAGUUCCUAAUUUUUUAAUCACCUUGAUGUAUUUUGGAUAUUAAGUUGCUCAUUUAAAGAGCAGAGUUUUGGAAAGAUAUUAGUUUUGGAUGGUCAAGAAUCUCUUUUUCUGAUUUUUUUUUACUCUAACGUACGAUAUUUACUAUUUAUUGAAUCAAUCUAUUUCACUUUUCAGAUAAACCUUAGAUAUGUUGCCGAUGCAACUGCACAGUGUGCCUAUUUGAAGGAAUGAUUGCUGGCAGUUCGGACAAACGAAAGAGAAUUCAUCUGAGGUCUUGAAAAUAAAAUGGACUCUGAAAGUCUGAUCCAUGAUAACAGUAAUGAUUCCGAGAUGAAACUUCCUGACACCAAGGAUCCCGAGGAGUCUACGAAGGUGCGGUCGAGCUCACUGGAAGAUCCAGACAUCUCGAUGAAUGUAAAUAGUUCUAGUGUUACAUCCGAGGGCAGUGUCGCUUCGAAAGACGCUAGUCAUGUAGUCGGACUUGAUAACGAUCUCGCUCGUGAUGCUGCGCAACAUGAACAGACGAGCGAGCCUAUGGAGCUCUCUGCGGAGGACGAGAUUAAGACAACAGCUGAUAAAUGUGACAAAACUAACGACGUGCUGAAGGAAAUCCUGUACGCCACCAGUUGUAAUUCGGUCGACUUGUCGGAGGCGACUACCUCGCAGGACAACAGUCCGUCUUCUUCUUACGCCAACGAAGCAAACGCGUUGCACGCUGAUCAGAAUAAGGUCAAGAGAAGUAUCUCGAAAGGUCAGAUCGGCAGUGGCGCGUCGAUAGAAAAGUCGGACGAUAGCUCGGACGAGGAUUUGAGUAAGCGGCAGAAAUUGAAUAAAAGUGCGCGCAACGCCAGUGCUGGGAGCGCAAGUGACGAUACGGUAACGUUUCAAAGAAACAAAUCAAAAGCGAAGCAGCGAAAUUAUCGUAAGAGGCGAAACAUAAUGAGCGAUAAUGAGGACAGCUGCUCUGGGAACGUCCUGUCUAAUGAGGCAACAAGGGAGGCUCCCAUCGCUGACGCGGAUGAAGGAAACGUUGCAUCUGCCAGCACUAGAAACGAGUCAGCUCAGAACGAAUCGUCAAAUAGAGGUUCAGAGGCUCGCAGAGCGGGAUCGGAAACCCCUAAUGACGACUCUGAUCGAUACAAAGACGAGAGAGGUGACUCGAACGAAUGGAGAGCCGCUAACGAGGAUGAAUGGGACGAAGAGGAGGAAUACGAGGAUGAGGAAGAGGAGGUACCUCAUUGCCUAAAAAUAGAGAAACCGCCUCCUAAUUGGUGCAUUGUACCCGAAGUGAUAAAUCGUCAAAUAGGCAGUAAUCCGUUAUUUCAAAGAAGAUUCUACGGUUCUCUGCAUGCAGUGGAGCGGCUCGACAUUAUGUACAAGCUUAACGAGCAUCAGGGUUGCGUAAAUGCCUUAAAUUUCAAUCAAAAAGGAAAUUUAUUAGCGAGUGCCUCUGAUGAUUUAGCAGUUGUUAUUUGGGACUGGGCCGUAGGGAAAAAGCGCCACUGGUUUAUGAGUGGUCAUACAAGCAAUAUGUUUCAAGCCAAAUGGUUGCCAUUAGACAUGGAAUAUCUUAUGGUCACAUGUGCGAGGGAUGGUCAGGUACGUCUGUUGGAUCUUAAACACGACACGUCGAAGAAAUUGGCGGCACAUCGUGGACCGUCGCAUAAAUUGGCUGUGCAUCCCGAGACACCUCACGUGGUCUUUUCCGCUGGAGAGGAUGCGAGGGUGUUCUCCAUAGAUAUCCGAGAGAGCAAACCAAACAAGUUACUUGUAGUAAAGGAAGGUUCGUCAGAGGUGCAGCUAUUCAGUAUACAUUCUAAUCCUUUUAAUAGCAAUGAAUUUUGCGUCGGCGGCCGUUCCCAUUAUGUGAGAGUGUACGAUCGGCGAAAAGUCUCGACGCCGCUUUACAAGUUGUGCCCCGAUCAUCUGACCGGGAAUAAGCACGCGCAUGUAACCUGUGCUGUAUAUAAUCACAACGGAACAGAGAUUCUCGCCUCGUAUAAUGACGAGGACAUAUACCUAUUUGACAGAUUAAUGUCGUCACACGUAGAUUACGCCCAUAGAUAUCAGGGCCACAGGAAUAGUGCGACCGUGAAGGGAGUCAAUUUCUUCGGACCUAAAAGCGAGUAUGUUGUAUCUGGAUCCGAUUGCGGCAAUAUAUUCAUUUGGGACAAAAAUACGGAAGCUGUUGUACAGUGGAUGCAAGGGGACAGGCAGGGAGUUGUAAAUUGCUUGGAGGGACACCCGCAUAUUCCCAUUCUCGCGACAAGCGGAUUGGAUUACGAUGUUAAGAUAUGGGUGCCUAAGUCCGCGCAACCUCCUCAAAUGAGUUCCUUCGCCCAUUGUGUCAAGUCCAAUGCGAGGAACAGGAAGCAAGAAAACGUGCCUGAUUCAUUCGACGGCCAAUUACUUUGGAUUUUACUGCGACAUAUCCGUCAUCGAGAAAGAGUACGUAAUCUUUACACGCGUUACGGACUCGAGGAUCCGAAUCGGGAAGAGGAGAACGACGAUGACUAUCACUUCGACAACUCCUCGAUGGACAGCUCGUCCGAGGACAGCGAUCAGUCGGAAGGCCGAGACGUUGCAAGAAUACAGUGCCCUCCGUCUUAAAAGUUGUUGCUUAAUUAAACGCGAUAUUUGAUAUUAUUGCGAUGGGAGUUAUAUAUUUAUAUAUAUAUAUAU